Molecule: messenger RNA, 2943 nt
Organism: Cordyceps militaris CM01
Lineage: Eukaryota; Fungi; Ascomycota; Sordariomycetes; Hypocreales; Cordycipitaceae
Exons: 4
Coding region: 1-2943 (980 amino acids)
Source: RefSeq, a predicted model, not a curated record
AUGACACCACGUACAAGAUCGGGCGGCGCAGCCCCUCCCGCCAGCAUCGUCUACAAAUCAACGCCAACGCUUAAACAAGUUCAAUUUCCUGCUCGAAGAAAGAGGCUCCGCACAUAUGGAAAACGAAAUCGGAGAAGCGGCGGUGGCGGCGGCGGCGUCGACGAUGACGACAACAAGGAAAACGAAGAGGGCAACAACACACGCCCGACGCCGCACCUAAAACAAAAGACGCUCACACAGUACGACUUUGCCUCGAGUUUCGCCGAAGACAGCGUGGUCGAGCUAUCUGACGCGAGCGAUGUCGAAAAUCUAGACAAGGGGAAACACAAGAACGAGGGGGAAAAGGAAAACAACCCUAUAACGAUCACGGAGCAGGAGGAUGAUGAAGAGGAGCUGGUUGUGCUGGACACGGAAGCUGAGCAAGACGAGGCCGAGGCCGAGGCCGAGGAAGAGGACGAGGACGAGGGACCCGUGGUGCGCGGGCGUCGCGCGGUCGGAUUCACCGACGCGGGCAAGAAGAAACGCCGACGGACGCUGGGCGAGGAGCACCGCAUGAGCACAAUGAAGGGGAGCACGUCGUCGCGGCGUAGGACGCUGGGCGACUCGCCCGCUGCCGGCCCGUCCAGGACCCGGUACCACACGCAGACCUUGACCCAGUGUAUCGGUCGCACGACGUCCUUUGUCGCCGACUCGGAUGACGAGGCGCUGGGCAGCACAGAAGACGACGGCUUCCUAGACUGGCUGGGUCAGCAGGAGGAGGGCGAGGAGCAGUCAGGGCCGCAAAGUCCGACCAUCGGUACGCAGGCGAGCAAACGGGCCGCCGCCGCCGCCGCCGCAGCUUCCCCCCAAGUGUGGGAAGACCGCACCCCGUCGCCGCGGGCCCGCAGCAGCAACAGUCAAAGACCCGCGCCGCAGACGACGAGCCAGGCGCCGCCCCGCGAGGAGUCUAUCGUGCCGCAGACGCCCGUGCGGAGCAUCCGCUUCGGCCUGCCGCCGUCUACGCAACCAAACGUGGCCUCGCCCUCCCCGACACGGCUCGCCGCCCUGUACGGCGCCAUCAGCCAGUACACGUCACCAUCAUCGCAACGGCGGCAGCACGAGAGCCCGGCGGCGGCGGCGAAGCCGCUGCUCGAACUGACGGGCAAGCCGAGAAGACGCAUCAGCCCGGCCAAGACGCAGCCGGAGCUCGUGAUUGCCGACUCGUACGCCACAGAGGGCUGGAGCUCGGUCGGCGGCACGCAGGCGCGUCGCGGCACGACGCCCUCGCAGACGCAAAAGACGGACGUCUUCAGCACGCCGGCGGAGGAGUCGGCACCACCGCCGCCUCCUGCGGCCGUAGCGUCUACGCAGGCGGCUGACAAGAUGCCAGAAACGGCCGAGGACACGGCGACAGCAGCGCAAAUUCUCCUGGAAACGCAGAGCCAGGACGGGCAGAUCGAGGAGCAGUUUUACGGCGCGCUCUCCCAGGCCGUGCAGGACAGCGCCGCGGUGAGCCAGCAGCCGCCGCUGCCGCUAUCGCCGGCGACGCCUAGACAGGCGGCGGCGCCAUCACAGCCAUCACCUGUAGAGGAAGCGAUCGUCAUCUCUGAUACCGAAGAGCGAGAAAUCCCAGACUCGGACGACGAGGAAGAGGACUUUGGCGCGGAGAGCGACGACACUAGCGACCACAAUAGCGACGACAGCGACGAGGCCGAAGAGUCUAGGUUCGCCGCAGGUGCCGAGACGCAGCUGCUCAUGGACCAGCUGCAGUCAAGCUCACCACGCACCGUCCUCAUCCGUCGCGUCCCCCCAUCCGCCUCGCACUUCGAGUCCCGCGCCGGCGCCCUCACCCGGAUCCGCCGUGACGCCGCACCGGGCACCGUCGCCAACGACAUUCCCCUCACGCCACUGCCCUCCACGCCGCUCCGCACACCCCUCCACCACCCGCACCCCAUCGACACGCAGGGCGUCCCAUUCGAGUCGCAGCGCGUCGCCGUCGCCACCCUGCAGAACUUCCCGCCCGCCUCGGCGCGCACCGACAUCCUCCUGCCCGUGUCCGCCGGCACGCUCGCGCCGCUGAUCGCCGGCCGGCAAGACGUGCUCGUCCUCCCGUUUAAAGUGCCCGUGCAGGUGGCGCGUUUCUGGCUGCUCGGAGAGGGUGGCAUCCUGCGGUACCUCGCCUGCAUCGACGGACACGAGCACGAUCCAGAGCGGGACAAUGGCCGCGGCGGCCGCGGGACCUGGAGCUACCGCGCCGCGCAGGUGUACGAGCUCAACAACCCCGCGUGCGAAGACGACAUGCGCGCCGAGGACUGGAUCCACGGUCGCGUCACCCGCUACGUCUACUUUCCGCCCGCCGUCGUGAGUCAGCUGCUCUGGAACCUGCGCCACCCACUAUUUGCCGAUCUCAAAGACGACGUCGACGACGAUGACGGUGCGGCGAUGGUGACGACCCCGGCCGCCGCUACCGCGCUCUCCUCGUCAUCGCCGCUCCGCCGCUCCGCGAGGCUGUUGUCCACGCCCGCGCGUCUGCGCAGUCCGCCACGAAACUCCCCCUCCCCUCUGCGGCGCGCGCAUCAACGGCCGCCUCCGUCCACGAUGCCCGCGCCGCCGCGCCCGCCACGCGCCGGCAGCGCUCGCAAGCACCACACGCAGCAGCCGUUUGUGCGGCCCUCGCAGGCCACGACCGUUUCGCAGGCGUCGACUGUGGCACCGCCUUCGCAAGCGGCCGCCGGUGCUUCUCCGAUCCCCCGCAGCGCAGGCGACGAGUCGUCGGAGAGCCUCGUGUUUGACGACCACGGCGGCUCCUCGAUUUCCAUGCCGUACAGCGGCGUCUCGGGGCUUGAUCACCUCGCCGCCUCGCAGCUCCUGACGGGGAGCCAGAUCUUGCCCGAGAGCCUCGUCCGGGACGAGGAGGAGCAGGAGCACAUGCCGGAGGUGAUAUUCGACUCGGAAGAGGACUAG